GAAACAGGAAGCCGGGGAGAGCUGGGAGGCCGCACCCGGAGAGACAGGAGAGAGACCGGAGAGACCGGGGAGAACCGAGGGUUAGCUGGGCUGUGCUGGCUUGAGCUUUAGAACAACAUGGCUACCAAUAAGAAUAAGAAUCCCAGCUCGCUGGUGCUUCACAAGGUGAUCAUGGUGGGUAGUGGAGGAGUGGGGAAGUCCGCACUCACCUUACAGUUCAUGUAUGAUGAGUUUGUCGAAGACUAUGAGCCCACCAAGGCAGACAGUUACCGGAAGAAAGUGGUGCUGGAUGGAGAGGAGGUUCAGAUCGAUAUUCUAGACACAGCCGGGCAGGAAGACUACGCUGCCAUUCGGGAUAACUAUUUCCGAAGUGGAGAAGGCUUCCUUCUGGUGUUCUCUAUAACUGAGCACGAAUCCUUUACCGCUACGGCUGAGUUUCGAGAACAGAUUCUACGUGUGAAGGCUGAGGAAGACAAGAUCCCUCUUCUUGUUGUGGGGAAUAAGUCUGAUUUGGAGGAGCGGCGACAGGUCCCUGUAGAUGAAGCCAGGGGAAAAGCUGAGGAAUGGGGGGUGCAAUAUGUGGAAACAUCAGCAAAAACCAGAGCAAAUGUAGACAAGGUAUUCUUUGAUCUGAUGAGGGAAAUUCGAACCAAGAAAAUGUCUGAAAACAAGGACAAGAAUGGAAAGAAAAGUGGGAAAAACAAGAAGAGCUUCAAACAGCGCUGCUGCUUACUGUGACGGGGGCCGCAGUAAGCCCAAUCCGCCAUUACACCCGCAUCAUGGUUUCCUAAUGAAGCGUUUAGUAUUUCAUUCAGUCUGGCAGUGAAACGCGUUGCUGGUCACUGAGCCUCAACUAUGUCUGUAACUGGUCUGAUUUACGUGAAUUCUUUUUUUUUUUAUUACUUAUGGAAGCCUUAUCAGGAAACUACACAUUUUUAAUCUUCAGAACAAAAACUUUGUGGGGGUUUGGGGGGGGAGGGGUCUGCCAUUAAUGCUUUAAGUGCCAUAAGUCUUUUGAUAGAUGUACAGUUGAUCAAGGUAUUGGGGAAAAAAUGGUUUCUUCAUUCCCCCCCCCUCCAGCACGUGUAUCUUAAUGAACCUUGGCAGUGAUCCAGCCAGAUGCAGUGAGUGUGACGUGUUCAGCUAUUGGUUGAGGGAGAGUGGGCUGCAGGCAGUAUCUGCGCACUUCCUGCACUUCCAUGAUACUAAUGGUCUCAUUCUGAAAUCCAGUAUACAGAGAGGGUGACCGCUACGGGAUGUGAAAUAAAUACUUCGGACCCUCUGCUACAGUGUUAUUAAUACUGGGUGGUCUAAUAUCUCGUUCCCCUCCUAACCACUUAAUCUGUUUCCUUUUUCUUCAUUUUACCCCAUGUAUAGAAUUAAUGAAGACAUUGUAUUACACACUAUUAUACACUCUUAUUUUUGGUAUAACUACCUUGGCGCUCCUCACACUAAUCUUGUAGAAAGAAUUUCUAUAUUUUGGAUAAAGCCACUUGCAGUAUUUGUGUUUUUAUUUUGUAUUAAAAAAAAAAAAAAAAAAGAGCGGCGCACACAGUGCAAUUCUUCCAGUGUUUACUGAAUGUCUGGUGAUGUCAUUGUGUCCCACUCCCCAGUUUGGUUGUGGUGUGACUUGUGUGGACGGUCAGGAAAAUGUGGCUAAUGUAUGAAUUGCAUACAUACCGAAUAUUGGACACUUGGCUGCAAAGACUAAAGAUAUUUUGGAGCCAUCAGAUUCAAAGAAAACAUCGUGUGUGCCUUGCAUUAAAUCUGCCAUUGUUCACACCGCUUUCAGGAAAAGUGCUGAGACUAUUGCUUUUAUUUUGCACAAUGCCAUUCAUUUUUUUGGUUUGUCAUUUUAGCCUGAAAUUUAGACCCAACCAAUAAAGAUAUUUAAACAUUAAAAGUUUCCAUUAAUCCCCUUUGUCAUGACCUGCUUAAGCUGCGGCUGUACGUCAUUAUUAUGAUUUUCCGAUGUACAUGCAUUCACUGUCACACUGCUUACUGUACGAUAACAUUUUCUUUUCAGAAUG
This is a messenger RNA of Pelobates fuscus (common spadefoot toad), 2030 nucleotides long. RefSeq names its product RAS like proto-oncogene B (gene RALB). Gene Ontology annotation, molecular function: GDP binding; GTPase activity; GTP binding. The record is from RefSeq and is a predicted model, not a curated record. The coding region runs from base 118 to 738 and encodes 206 amino acids. Gene Ontology annotation, biological process: Ras protein signal transduction. Gene Ontology annotation, cellular component: plasma membrane. NCBI's taxonomy places the organism in Eukaryota, Metazoa, Chordata, Amphibia, Anura, Pelobatidae. The transcript is spliced from 5 exons.